Molecule: messenger RNA, 7108 nt
Organism: Coregonus sp. 'balchen'
Lineage: Eukaryota; Metazoa; Chordata; Actinopteri; Salmoniformes; Salmonidae
Source: the annotation of a GenBank genome assembly
UGGGAGUGGCGGUUGAUUCAAUAUGGCGGCAGCAAAGAGAGGAAAGAACAACUCAGGAUUUUUGGGGAUUAAUGAAAGUAUCCUUUUACUUGGUCUCCAUAAAAGACAGCCCCCCCCGCAUAAGAAAACGAUGAUGGUAUGAUAUGUUUUUACUAACAAGUCGGGUGUUGUGUGUCGGUGGACUUGGUAGGUAACUUAGAUAGCUAGCUAACGUUAGUUAGCUGUUAUGCAUAAACACUACGCUAACGUUAGCUAGUCUAGUUAACUAACUAGAUGUAAUUAGCUAACUAACUAGUUGUGGAGCCUUGUUAGCUAACGUUAACUAGCUAUCAAAGGGUUUCUCACCUGGCUGGAAAACUAUGAUAGCUAGCUAAGUUAGUUUGUUAGCUAAGGCCGUGGAUGUGAAAUACCUUGUUAGCAAGCUUACUUACAUUAUUGUAACUAGUUAACGUUAGCCGCGUUCUCAUGGGAAGUUAGCUAGUUAACGUAACUUGUUAAAAGCAAGCCUUGCUAGGUAGCUGGCUAUAAAGUUGAUGAACCCAGUUCAGUGGCUUGUUUUAGCCAAUUUCAACAUGCAUAUUUUUAUUGAAGUGAGGGUCUUGCUAGAGACCACCAAAUAUGUUUUCUUAAUUCAAUUCACACAGCACCAGAUGAAGAUCAACCUAUGGUGUUCAUUCCGGGUGAGGACAUCAUUAGACUUCUCAAAGCCAUUUGUGACAUUGUUCUGACCACUUUUCAUAUUGCUGGCUGCUACCACUACUUUAUUUAUCACCAUGUCUCUCACUUUCUCAGGAGUAAGCAGAGAGGGACACUUGCGGACAGCUUUUAAGUCAGUAUCAGGCACCAGCAGCAGUGAGAGAAAGGUGAAGAUAGGGACCAAGUAUGGCAGUGAGAUCCGAGGAGAGGCUCCUCUGAGCCGGGGCAAUAAGAAGCAAGGCCAGCCUCUUUCCCUGUCCUCUGUCUCGGAGUCCUCAAUGGGUAGAGGGCAGCUCCAGUCCACCCCUGCAUCUACAGUCCCACCCCCCAGCCCAGCCACUCAGCAGCGUCUCCUCACCACCCCACAGGUAGGUCUGCCAAGAAGGACCACUCCAUCAACACCAACUAGUUACUAGCUAAUAACCUCUCCAGUCGGACAGGUGCAGAUGCAAAUGAAAACACAAACAGCCUGGGUACUACACAGCUGUUUCUUCAUUCAACAUGGAUGUGACUUUCCCUGAUUAAUCAGGAAUUUCUGAUUGAUUCUAGUCUGCAUUUAUACAUAAUUGAAAUGUACUUAGGCCUACACCCAAGCCCACCCUCUUUUCUCACAAGGUAAUACAUGUAGUGUAUGUCUUUUGCUCAGGCACUCUCUGAGGUGACCCAGGCUAAGAGCAGGGCCUCUCUGAAGGACCUCUGUCCCGAGGAUAAGCGGCGCAUAGCCAACCUCAUCCAGGAGCUGGCCAGGUAACUGCUCAUCCAACAUAAGAGUGUGUGUGUGUUUGGCAGGGAUUUGGGAUUCUUUGGUGUGUGGGGAUUUUCUCAAUAAUAAAGUUAAUUUACACAGUCUGAUAUAAUUCCUGACCCCACCUCUUCUUACCCAGAGUGAGUGAGGAGAAGGAGGAGUCGGUACAGAGGCUGAGGGACGAACAGGAGACCUUUGAGCGCACAAUUCUACAGCUGGAGCAGCAGAACCAGCUCAUUGUACAGGAGAGAGAGAGUAUCCUUUUCUCCAUGGAUGCACACGCAUGGAUAAACACACACACAUACUGAGGGCGUAUCCCACUGACAUUGUCUGUCUGAAGUAUCCUCAAACCCAGGCCUUGAGGGCUGCCGUGCCUGCUGGUGUUUUCUUGCUUUCCCACCUGUGUCAGUCAAUGAUUCAGAAGACAGCCAUGAGUACUUGCAGACACUGCAGCCCCACUCUGCCACUGAAGAAUUUAAGGCUCUUCCUAUAUUCAGGCAGCAGGGGGUAGCAUUGCCUAGGGCUUGAUAUCACCACUGCCGACCUCAAUGGUCUGACAGAUACUCCAUGAGCGUUAUAACAUGCACACGUACCUUCAUUCCCCCUUGCUUUUUCACGAUUUGCUUCUCGGCCACAUCUUGACAUUUAAUAUGACAUUUGCACUCUGUUUGAGAUCACUGUGGAUUACAUUCAGUGUUUGAAACCGUUGCCGUCUAUGACGUUUUACCUUUUGGGACUGUGGCAUUUGCUCUGGUCUCAUGUUUGGGUAAUCUUGUUCUUUUUCAUGCACUGAAUUCUGUCAUAUCUUACCUUUUUCUGGCAUGUGAAAGGCUUUCAGAUGCAGUGCCACCAGUUAAUUCUAAACAAGCUAACACUGUCAGGCUCAGUCUCUUGGCAUGACCUGGAAACUGUCCUGUAAUUACAGCAGCAUCCCAGAAUGACACUGUUUCCUCCACUUUUGCAUCCCACCCCUCCUGACGUCCUCUUUAACGAUUCCGCUCAGGUCAAACCGACGUGGGGAGAGAUGUCAAUUUAGGUGGGGAAACACAGCAAAAUAUGAAGAGUAAUCGUCGGCUGGUAAAUUGCACAAUUGGCAGCGGAGCUGGGAAAUUAGGAAAGCACAACUCAAUUAAAGGCACUUUGGCUGGGAGAACUGGCAUUUAUACUAAACUUCCAAACUCCAUUAAAAUAGAAUUUGAGCUGAAAAACUCUUUGAUUAAAGCACCUCGAGGGGAUAACCAGUCUUUAAAGCGCACACACACAGAGUCGUAAAGAGACUUCUGAGACGUAGGGUUCCAGACGCGUCUUUUAAGGUUAAGGAGACACCAAAGGCAAACGGGCUAAAGGGAGACUUGUAAAGUCUAAUUCCAUUACACCCUCUGCCUCACCUUCAGUCUUAUCUACCAAGAGCCAGGUUAUCAAGGGGAGAAUUUAUAUCUCCGUCUAAAGGCCCGAGAUGAGAGAGAAGCGUUCUUGUUGAAAUGUUGUCUGUCAGGACCACUUUGGCGCUCAAGUGCUGAAUGAAAUGUACGAUUUUAGUAAGUCUUUGGUUAUUUCUCCUUGGCAUGUUGUUUUGGGGAGGUUAAAGGCUAGAUGUCAUUGCUGAGUCGGUGCUUCACAAAUCACAUACAUUUUUGUAUUAACCUUACAAGUCAGUCAGUCUGACUGUUAUACCACUGCUGUGGUUGAAAUAAGAAGUGGCUCUACCUUCCCCCCUUAGGCAAUGGAUAAAAGGCUAAACUUUGAGUUGACUUUGUUCUCAUUGUAUUUAUGUUAGACCUUUAAUACCAUCAAGAGACAAAGUAAACUUUGAGCUAUAGCGUUGUUUGUUUGCAAGUCUGAUGCAGCUAUUUAUUUGGUUGGUUGAUUGUAAACUGAUUUGUCCUCUCCAGCAACCUAAAGUUAUGCUAACUGUCCUCUUCCAUCAAUUCUUCAUCACCAGGCCCUAAACGCAUACACACACACACUGAAAGAGAGAGACUGCACACACACACACACAUUCACACACCCAGUCGAUUUGGCACAGAGCUCAUAAGGCAGGUUGUAAAAUAUUCCUCUCCUGCGCAAAUUUGUUCCACCUUGAAGUGGAAUUCAUUAUUUCAUUUGGGCAUGGCCUGACAGGGCGAGUGAAUCAUUUUGACAGGCACUGUCUGAAGCCUCGAAUGCAAACUCUUGAUUUUGUAUAUUUUUGGAUUAAGGGGCGUAGAAAGCCAUUGCUAUUGCUUUGAUUGAAGAGGGCGUGCGUUCUGAUUGGCUCAUGGCCAAGACUCAGAGAAGCGGUUUUACUGUUUUCGGUGUGGGAAGAGAUCCUUAUCAAUUGUGCUUCAGUUGCCCCUAGGUUACCAGGCGUUGAGCGUCGAGGCUGCUUCGACCCAUCAAUGUUUUUAACGUAGGUGUGUUAACGCGCCCGCACUCUCUCUAUCAGAACAUUCACAUCCUAUAGCCAGGUUAGGUGGUUGUGAUGACUGUUGGUUGGAGCAUGAUUUGUGUGGGUUACUCUGACUGGUCGCGUGUACUUUGAAUAAAAGUGAUGAUAACCCAGAGGAUAUUAUAGUACCUUACAUUAAAGGGAUAGUUCAUCCAAAUUACGCUUUGGUUUCCUUACCCAGUUUCCUUAGCAGUCUAUGGACAAGGUAUGACAGCAAUCCAUGCUUUGGUUUAGUUUCCAAAUGUUAACGUCUUAGCAUUUAUGUCACAAAUCCCGUUCAAGUCAAUGGACCGAUAUUGGCAUUUUUCGCGCUUCAUGUUCAAAUCGUCUAUACGUGACUUGAGCUUCACGGUAAAACUUUAGAAUGAUUUGGACAUGAUAGUUUAAAAAAUGCUAAUAUCGGUCCCAUGACUUGAAUGGGAUUUGUGCCACAAAUGCUAAAACAUUUGGAAACAGUGCCAGGGAAACUAAACCAAAACAUCGAUUGCUGUCACACCUUUUCCAUAGACUGCUUACAGGGUAAGGAAACCAAUAUGGCAUUUUUUUAUUUGGGUGAACUUGCCCCAUAAUCCAUUGACAUGGAAAUUGACCCUGAAGUGUUUGGUCAGUUCUGUCUAAUUUUUGAAAGGCAUUUUGUCAUAACCUGACUUCAGUCAUCAUGACUCUCCGUGAUUGUGCUAUGACGUAAUGACAGCCUUAUGCAGACAGAAGGUUCAGGUAAAGUGUUACCAGUUGAGUGUUUAUGAAAGAAGCCUUUCUCUUCCCAUGUGCCGUUUCAUUUCCCAGGCUUGAUUGAACUCAUCCGACACCAAAGUGUUUUCUCCUAGCGUAUCCUUCCACUGACUGUUACUUCAUUAUGGCUUCACUUUGAAAAUGUUCAUUUGCUCCCAAAUCGGGGACUUUUAAAGGUGAUGUGUUGAGAAGCUCAUCAGCCUGGGGCUAUUGCCCAUCCAUAAAAUGAUAUGGCCUGCAGCAGGGAGGUUUAUGGGUAUUGGUUGGUAGGAGUGUGUUCAGGACUUUGUGUACCCAUCUUGAGGGGUGUUUGUGUGUUGGUGACUAGAGGUGGUAAUGUGUUAUUGUUGGUUAAAUGCAAAUUCGCUGUGGGUCUACCUAUAUGUGAUCCAAUGUUUUGAUACUAAUGUAGGGGUUGCAAUGGAAGUAUUUAUCUACCUCACUCACUCAGCCCGGUUGUGUGUGUUAGUGUUUGUGUACGAGCGGUGCCGCCACUCAUUAGCAGGCCCCUCAUGCUCAGCAGUGGUUCUGCUCCAGAUGAGCGCACUCUUGUCUGGCAUUCAGCCUGGCACCCAGAUCUGGCAUCACGGCCCAGCUCUGCUCAGGCUGGCCCGACCCAGAUGGAGAAGUCUGGAAAGUGCUACCCGCUCCACAACAUUUUUAUCAUGCUCUUUCUUUUCAGUUUUUCUUUCUCAACAUUUGAGUUGAAACUCAGUUCUCUUUUACUUUGCUGGCCUAAUGAAGGGGUGGUGGGUGGGAUGUUCUUUUGGGGUUAUAUGUUAUGUGACAUGUCUGCAAAAUGUAAAUAAAAAUGUAUCAAAAAUAAGGAAGGAAAUGGAGACGAAUAUGACCCUUAACCCCAGCCCCCUGUGGCCUAGGCCUACAGCAGCAGUAUCGGGAGUGCCAGGAACUGCUGGGUCUCUACCAGCAGUACCUCUCUCAGCAGCAGGAGAAACUCAACCAGUCCAUUGCCCAGCUCAGCCACGCCCGUAACUCCCACAGCAAGGUACUCACUCUGUAUGUGUGUCAAUGCCUGCAACAUGCGAAAUACGAGAUUGUGAUACAGAUGCGUGUCUGAGAGAUGGCGAUAGUGUGAAUGUGUGUGAAAGAGCUUAUUUGUGUGCAUGUGUGUAUGCCCGUCAUCUUCCCCAGUGAGCCAUCUCCAAACAACAGCGCUGUACACCAUCAAUCACAACACCCCCAACUGGGAGAGAUGCACAUACACUCACACAAUUUCUUUUAGAAGGACCCAUCCUAAGACCUAGACAGCACAUCAAGUGUCACAACAGCUAAGGAAAAGUCCACUAUGACCGCAUACAGUAGCACAAACCAGUUGUAUUUCUCAAGGUAAUCAUUUAGACAACUUCGUCAUCCUCCGUGGCCUACAGUGGGCUGAGUAAUGCGUGUUUGCGUGCUCUGUGACUGCACGCUGAAUUAGUCAGUCUCUCUCUUGUCUUGCUGAAGGUGGGCACUUCUUUUCUCUUCUUUACUGUAAGGGUUUAUCUUUUUCGCUUAAGCGACCUUGGUUUCCCUGUGCUCAGCACUUUUUAUUCAGAAUCUCUUGCCCAAACCCAAUUGGAGUGAAAGAGUUACCAUACGUCUUAGUUCUGCGUUGUAUCGGUGUCGAGUCUAUCUUGGCUUAACCAUUGUGCUCUCACAGAAAAGUUAAAAUGGGUAAGGGAAGGAGUGAUGAUAUCAGAGAGGGGUUACUAAUCCCAAAUCGACCCCUUACGCUUACCUCUUAAACACUUGUGGAGAUUGGAGACGAAUACAUGACAAGUUUCAGAUUUUAUUGAUUCCUACAUAGCAGUUAAUACAGGCUGAAAUCCAGGUGCAUAAGAUUAAAUAGUAACAUUGAAUAAUAUAUUUACAAUGGAUACAAAUAGAAAGGUGUAUUUGACUGGGUGGCUCUCUUGUCUCCACAGGCCCCCAGCAGUGAGGGAGCCUCCACCAAGCCUAGCAGGGGAGAGAGGGCCACAGCCUGGGAUGGCUCCUACCUGGGCCUGCCCACUCUUGGAGGAACAGGGACAAACGGAGGAGGAAGAGAGCGAAGUGGCGGAGGAAGAGGAGCUGGAGGAAGAGUCCCGUCCCUGAGUCCUGCCUCUCUCUCGGACGACCUUCACUCAGCCACUCCCCAUCCCUACUCCUCCUCCAGCGACCAAUCCCAGGGACCAAUCAAACGCCGGGGCUGCCGAAGAGGAGGGGCUCAUAGCGAGCUUCGCCUAGCGUCCCACCGCAGCAGACAGGAACAUCUGGUCAACGGGGGGUUCCCCCAUCGGGGGGCCACAGAAGCCCCUCGACUGAGCAUCACCAGCCCGCUGCUCCACAACGGCCCUGGUGAACCACCCGAAGACAGUAGAGGUCUACAUGGACCUGGAGGGUUACUACCCGGAGGAGACCGAGUGGGGGAGGGAGUAGGGGCAGAGGGGACCCUCUCAGCGCCCCUCCUGGGCCCAGAGGACUGGGAGGAGAGGAGGCACCAGCUGCUCCUGCAGAAGCUGCAGCUG